UUGUCUCCUCCCUCCUCUCCCCUCCUCUCGCAGCUCUCUCUCUCUCUCCUCAGUCUCGCUGCCGCUGCUCCAACAGCAACAGCUCCGCCCGCCUCUCCGUCUCUCUCGUCUCUGUCUCAGUCUACCUGUCUCCGCCUGCCUCCCCUUUCCCUCCAUCCAUCCGCUCCCCCUCCUCCCCCCUCUCGGUGCGGACAUGCUCCCGGGGCUCCGGAGAUGAGGCUCCGAAAUGUCUCCUUCCUGACGGUCUUGUUGUUCGGGCUGUGCGGGCUGGUCUCCCUGUCCUGGUACACCGCCUUCAGCAGCUCCAGAGGAGAUGUGGUCGAUAUCUACCAGAGGGAGUUCCUGGCGCUGAGAGAGCGCCUUCAUUCGGCUGAGCAGGAGAACCUGCGGCGCUCCAAAGAGCUGAACCUGGUCCUGGAGGAGAUCAAGAGGGCCAUCGCUGAGAAGCAGGCGCUCAGAGACAUCAACCGCACCUGGAGCAGCCUCUCCGAAGAGACGAGGCUGAAGCUGUGGAACGUGAGCAGCAGUAAAAACGUGCUGCAGCUUCCCUCCAUCUUCCAUCAUCUUCCUCACCUGCUGAACAGAGAGGACAGCUUGCAGCCUGCUGUGCACCUGGGACAGGGACGCACUGGAGUCUCCAUAGUGAUGGGGGUUCCUAGUGUGAAGAGGGAGGUCCACUCCUACCUGACCGACACGCUCACCUCUCUGAUGUCAGAGCUCAGCGCCACUGAGAAAGACGACUGCGUCAUCGUCGUUCUCAUUGCCGAGGCUGAUCAGCAGUACGCCAGCAGUGUAGCAGACAACCUGAAGCGCCUUUUUCCAACAGAGAUUCAGUCUGGUCUGUUGGAGGUCGUCUCCCCAUCGGUCCACUUCUACCCCGACUUCUCCCGACUCCGAGAGUCAUUCGGAGACCCGAAGGAGAGAGUCAGGUGGAGGACGAAGCAGAACCUGGACUACUGCUUCCUGAUGAUGUACGCUCAGUCUAAAGGAACCUACUAUGUCCAGUUGGAGGAUGAUAUAGUCGCUCGCCCGAACUUCUUCACCACCAUGAAGAACUUUGCGCUGCAGCAGCCGUCGGAGGACUGGAUGAUCCUGGAGUUCUCUCAGCUCGGUUUCAUCGGGAAGAUGUUUAAGUCGUUGGACCUGUCGCUCAUCGUGGAGUUCAUGCUGAUGUUCUACAAAGACAAACCCAUCGACUGGCUGCUGGACCACAUCAUGUGGGUCAAAGUGUGCAACCCCGAGAAGGACGCGAAACACUGUGACAGGCAGAAAGCCAACCUGAGGAUUCGGUUUAAGCCGUCGCUCUUCCAGCAUGUUGGCACCCACUCGUCCCUGGCUGGAAAAAUUCAGAAACUCAAGGAUAAGGACUUUGGGAAACAGACUCUCCAUAAGGGUCACGCCAACCCGCUGGCGGAGGUGACGACCAGCCUGAAGACCUACCAGCACUUCACCCUUGAGAAGGCCUACCUCGGGGAGGACUUCUUCUGGGCCUUCACCCCGGUGGCGGGGGAUUUCAUACGGAUACGAUUCUUCACGCCUGUUCGCAUUGAGAGGUAUUUCUUUCGUAGCGGAAACAUCGAACAUCCAGGAGACAAACUCUUCAACACGUCAGUGGAGGUUCUGCCGUUCGAUAACAUCCAGGCAGAGAAAGAGGCCCUGACAGAAGGAAGGGAGAAGACACCAAAGUACCAUCGCACCGAGGACGGUUUCAUCAGAAUCGGAACGUUCCAGAACGGGAUCGCAGAGGGAGAGGUGGACCCCAGCUUCGGGCCCCUGGAAGCAAUGCGUCUGUCGGUGAUGACAGACUCACCGGUCUGGGUGAUCCUCAGCGAGAUCUUCAUAAAGAAAGCUGAGUGAAGCUCCGCCCCCUCAGAGAUACCUCAGCAGCAUUCAGCCGAGCUGACAGGAGGCUCCUCGGCCACCGUCCUGCCUCUAGCCCCGCUCACCAGAUCCCCACCAUGGCGCCACAGCACCGCCGUCUGGCAGGACCUCAGUGCUGCAGGACUGAACGGAUCAGAGACUGAAACACACGGACAGGUGGGCUCACCUGUCUCCACAAAGAGGAACAAUGUAAUUACUCCUCAUCCUGUAUUUAUGUGUAUAUACAGUAAGCUCAGUGUCGAAACACUGGUAAUCACGGAGGCUGCGGCAAGAGCGGUGAGCCACCUCUGAUGAUCGAUCUGCUGCUUUGAGACUUCCUGUCUGCAGACCGGACCUUUCUGCCCCGCCCACAGUACCCGUGUAUGUGUGUCCACUUGAUGCGUGUGGUGAUGUGUGUCUGCGGCCGCUGCUGAGGCGGCAGGCAUUUCCCCUCCGUCGAUUUGCCUUAACGAAGAGCAGAGUCACUUCAAACAGGCCCCGCCUCCCAACAUGUAGCGUCCACAAAUACCCAGAAUCCUUUGCUGCAGCCUCGGACCUUCUUCAUGUUCUCGUGGCUUCAAACUACUGAUGAAGACGCCGGAGUUUCUGCUUGUAACGAAGUCUUUAAGUUACCAGAAGCCUUUAGACUGACUGCUCUGUGUCCUGAUUGCUGUAAUCUGAUUACUCUGCAGUACUCCAGCUACUGUGCUGUGCAGUACUCUGAUUACUAUGUAGUACUCUGAAUACUGUGCGUACUCUGAUUACUCUGCAGUACUCUGUGAAUCCUCUGCCGUUUUCUGAUUAUUCUGAAAUACUCUGCAGCACUCUAAAAUAUUCCACAGUGCUCUGAAGUACUCUGGGGUAUUUUUCAGUUCUCUGAGAUACUCCACAGUACUCUGGGGUACUCCAUAGUACACUGAGGUACUCCACAGUACUCUGGGGUAUUUUGUAGUACCCUGAGGUACUCUGUUGUACCUCAGAAGCACUUUCCUGAGUCUUUUCCUUCUUCCUGUUUCUUCCACGGGUUGAUUUUCAGUCUUUCUGAGCAGAUGCCGUCGUCCUCCGGCGCUCGUCUGCAGCGAGCGGCGGCGGCUUCGUCUUAGAGGCGAGAUGUUUCUGAUAAAUUGUUCCCCUGGUUUGAAUCUGUUCCCUAAACAGCUGCCUUAAAGUGAUGUAACUCAUCAGAUGUUAUCUAUAAUGUUGUUUUAACUUUUAACAUAUGUUAACAUAUAACGUUGUUUUGCCUGCUAAUUCUGCACUUCUGGGAACUUUGAACCAUUUUAUGAAGUGUGAGCAUCACUGCAAGGUUGCUGCUUUGAUGCCUGUCACACUGGUUAAACUGGGCGGUUUCCAGUACAUGUGGCAGUGAGCUGGGCUUUGCUGUCAGUGCAGUAGCUCAUAAUAAAAAAAUACAUUGAUUCUAGUUUAAAUCCAUGAUUAACGUACUAAAGUGUCCUCAGAUACACACAGUAACAGUGGGCUGAAACUACAGCAGAACAUAGCAACACAUCAAAUUGAGAAAAAUUGGAACUCAUUUUGAAUUUGAUGGCAGCAACACGUCUCUGAAGGUUAGGACAGGGCCGUGUUUCCCACUGUACUGCAUCCCCUCUGCUUUUAAGAGUCCGUAAACAUCUGGAACUGAGGAGAGCAGCUGCUGGACUUUGGGAGAGGAAUGAUGUCCCGCUCUGUCCGACAGCGGAUUCUAGCUGCUCAUACAGUACAGUACAAGUUUGCAGUUACUGAAUACAGGACAUCUGUGAUGUCUGUCAUGUGUUCACAGUAAUCCAGGUGUCCAUUCACGGAAACAGGCUAAGUGAGGUAAAGGAGGUACAUUAACCAGGGGAACAGUUUAUCAACACUUUCUUCCAUUAAGAUGCGACUCUUUUUUUCUCCAAACUGUCGCUAGUUCAGAUUUUCAGAUGUGAAAAUUAAUGAGGCUAAAUUAACUCUAGCUUCAGGAAAUAGCCCAAGAUUUUAUUCUUUUUUAUUUUCUUUGAAAGAUGCACUGGAAUGCAUUGCUAUCAUCUUGUAUGUGUCUUUUGUAUCCUUUAGAUAAACUCUAUUUAAAUGAGCUUAAACUUCUAUCCAAUCUGUGAAUUGUA
This is a messenger RNA of Archocentrus centrarchus (flier cichlid), 3962 nucleotides long. RefSeq names its product alpha-1,3-mannosyl-glycoprotein 4-beta-N-acetylglucosaminyltransferase B (gene mgat4b). The transcript has 15 exons. Bases 214 to 1857 code for a protein of 547 amino acids. Gene Ontology annotation, biological process: protein N-linked glycosylation. Lineage: Eukaryota; Metazoa; Chordata; Actinopteri; Cichliformes; Cichlidae. Gene Ontology annotation, cellular component: endoplasmic reticulum; endoplasmic reticulum-Golgi intermediate compartment; Golgi stack. The record is from RefSeq and is a predicted model, not a curated record. Gene Ontology annotation, molecular function: acetylglucosaminyltransferase activity.